Molecule: messenger RNA, 5792 nt
Organism: Acipenser ruthenus (sterlet)
Lineage: Eukaryota; Metazoa; Chordata; Actinopteri; Acipenseriformes; Acipenseridae
Product: zinc finger translocation-associated protein-like
Exons: 5
Coding region: 419-2434 (671 amino acids)
Biological process (GO): negative regulation of DNA-templated transcription
Source: RefSeq, a predicted model, not a curated record
GAAACCUGCCUACUGUCUCUUUAAAUUUACCCAGGAGCCCCCAAAGGAGCCCCAGGGGCCCAUGCACGGAUCCCCACCCUAAAGACUUGAGCUGCUUUAAAACACGGCCGGGGAUCCUCUUUUAGCACGCCCUAAAAAAACAGAGACUACCUCUUUUAAUUCUCAAAAGACGCGGAUCCGAACAGCGACUGUUUUGGAGAUAUGAAAAAGUUGAGCUGGAGGCUCCUGGUUUGGAGAAGGGGGAGAGGGGCCGGGAAAGACAUGGGUGCACGUUAAUGAUAUACAAUAAUAAUAAUAAUAAUAAUAAUAAUAAUAAUACCUAUAGAAAAGAAUUCGGGCGAGGAUCGCUCACGACAUUGCAAAAAAAAAAAAAAAAAAAAAAAAAUCCUACAAAUUGUAUUACUAAAAUAAAAAAACAAUGGACGAAGUAGAAACGCACAAAGGAGGCACCCCUUGUUAUCUGCGCGCUGGAGAAGGCGGUGCGAUCAAAAAAACAAGGAUAAGUAACGCCGACGGCAGAGAAGAAACAGCAACGCUGAGGCAGGCGAAGCAGGAAGAGGAGCUGAACAGAGAUACCUGUGACCCGGAUGAGUCCGCAUCUGGCCCAGCUUUGGGGUGCUGCCUCAAACUGUCUCCGGGAGGAGGAGAGGCGGAGGGAAACACGUCCUACUGGAGCCAGCCAGCCUCCAAACCACUCUCCCCCCCCUCCCCCUUCCUCCUCCCCUCCCCCCUCUCCUCCUGCUGCGGGGCCCGUAAGCACGGAGAGCAGAGGGAGGAGCGAGCGUCGCGUCCGGGAAAGAGUCGCAUCCCAGGCAGGGACCACCGGCGCUACUACCACGAGUACUGGCGCACGGAGUUCCUGAUGGACUUCGAGCCUCAGCGCCACGGCAUGAUCUGCAUGGUGUGUGGGAGCUCGCUGGCCACGCUCAAGCUCAGUACUAUCAAGAGGCACAUCCGCCAGAAGCACCCGGACUCCCUGCUCUGGAGCCAGGCUGACAAGGAGGUGAUCCGCUCGGGCUGGGAAGCUCACCUCUCCCUGGAAGGAGGGUGCGGGGCUGGAGGCGCCGGCCCGGGCAGCGCUGAGGUGCUUGACUGUGCGAGGCGCUCUGUGGGGAAGCCUCACUUGUACGACCCGAAGAGAAGCCCGCAGAGAGGGGCAGGAGAGGGCGGCAGGGGGGCCCAGUCCCGAGGGGCCCCUGGCUCUGGAGUGCGCACUCUGGAACGCUACCUCAACGAGGCCCUGCACUCCUGGCUCAGGCAGGAGUUCCUGAUGGAGUACCACGCGGAGGCCAGCCGGCUGGUGUGCAUGGUGUGCGGCAACGAGCUGCCCUCGCUGCACCUGGAGGACAUCAAGCGACACCUACUGGACGUCCACCCCAACUCCCUGAUCUACACCCCCGAGGAGAAGCACAGCAUCCUGCGGAUCUGGGGCGAGAGGAGCGCCCUCUACAGGGGCAACACAGUCGACGUCAGUCCUCUGAACAGCUCUGAAAUCUCCAUCAAAUCUGAACCAGAGACCGAUGGAGAGACAGAGUGCGACCGCAACUACCUCCCCCGGGAACACGACAGCGAGGCUCUGAGUUCCCCCCUCGAGAAAAGGCCUAGGAGCAGGGACCCAGCCUGGAAGAUCACCCCCAGCUCCCCCUUCCGCAAGAGGCACCGACUCCCAGCCAAGACCCCCAGCCCGUGCUACCAGGAGCGCUGGCGGCUGGACUACCUGGUGACCUACAUCUGGCAGAGCGGCAGUCUGGUGUGCAUGGUGUGUGGACAGCCCCUGCCGGCCCUCAGACUGGGAGCCAUCAAGAAACACAUCCAGCACAGCCACCCCGAGAGCGCCAGCCUGGGCCUGCCGGACAGAAAGGCCCUGGCAGAGGCCUGGAGCAAGGGAGAGGGGGCCGAGACCAUGGGGGCGGAGUCCUGCAGCCCCACGCCAGAAGACCCACUCAGCGUUCCCCUGCAGCUCCAUGCUCCCCUGCAGCUCAGCGAUCCUCAGCGGACUCUUGUUCCCUUCGGCAGCAGCUCAGUGAAGGAAGAGCACCACCCGGUGGACACAGUGACAGCGGCCAGCCCAGUGGAGACCAGCCAGCAGGAGCCGGGGGCCCUCGAGGGCCUCCAGGACAGACCGGGGCCCCGGCGGAGCCACUACCCGGGCAAAGACCAGCGGAGGAACUACCAGGUGCGCUGGAAGCUGGAGUACCUGAUGGAUUACGACUGCCGGCGGCACGGCCUGGUCUGCAUGGUGUGCGGGGGCGCCCUGGCCACGCUCAAAGUGAGCACCAUCAAGAGACACAUCCAGCAGAUGCACCCGCACUCCCUGCAGCUCGGGCCCCAGGAGAAGCAGGACAUCCUGCAGGGCUACAGCCAGAGCGGCCAGCGCUCCCUGCAUUCCCAGGACUGUUUCAGCACUGCAGACAGGGGCAAGAUUGGGGUCUGAACCGAGAGGGCUGACCCAGGCUUUGCAGUCCGGACUGACUAUCGGCAUGGCCACUGCCCACCACCACCACUAUCCAGGAAUGUAUCCUCUAAAGCCGAGGGAACAUGGAGACUUCAGAUCUGGUUCCAGGAGACCUACAGCUCUGGCCAAACGUUUAGCAUCAUUCAGAUUGAGACAUAAUAAAAAUCAAUACAACAUGAACAUAAUUUAGAUCUUAACAUCCUGUAAUCAAAGAAACUACUAAAUGAUCUUGCAAUAGUCUACCGGGAGCCAUAAUAGUAGUUCAGUUUUUCAUGUUAGAUUUUGAAAUGUCACAUUUUUCAAUGUUAUAUAGUAUAUGGAAAACUACAAAUUCAGGUUCAAUAAUGUAACAUUAUUCAGCAGGUUUCAUUCGACUUUAUGAAGCUGAAACAGAUCAUUCUACAGGGUGAUGCAAAACUUUGGGCCAUAGAUGUAGUUUGAGGUAACUUUUACUGUAUCAAACCCCCAAGUCUCCCCUGGUGUGCCGUGCAGUGGCCUGAAACCUGGUCUCCUGAAACCAAGUUCCAAGCCACACAGUGUCCCCUUAGCUCGCACGAUAUACAAUAUGAAAUAGUACUAGCCAAGGAUUUCAGAUCUGUGACACUUGUUAGCAUUGCAGCACGGUCACUCUCCCUGUUUAAAAGAGUACUGAAGAAGGAUUCAAAAACAUUUUUCUUAAUUAUUACAACUGGCAACAUUAUCCCUGGUGGUCAUCUUUCAAGCCGUACUCACCAGGGUGUUACAGUCCAUUCUCUUACCUCUUUAUAAGCUCCUUUGAGGAUAUCAAACUACACCCUUAUCUGAACUCUUCAUUGUAACACAAGGUCAAGGAUUGUAAAGCCCUGGUCGGCACUCUGUUAAAGGGGAUUAGGGGUAACGUCGCUCGUGUUUAUAAGAGGCAAGGAAAUGGUUGUCUUGGAUUUAACACUUCACUGAUUCGCUUAGUUCAAGGCUUCAUUUCGAGCAUGUUUUGUUCGCGUUGGAAGGUGCAGUAUUUAACGGCAGAGCCUUUGCUACAGCAGCUGCAGUUCUCACUUCCUCUCCUCGCUGUAUCAUUGUAGGACAUUUCUACAGCUAGCAAGCACAGCAUAAAAUUGCAACUGAAAAGCUGUAUAAUGUGAGAGUAAUUGUUAUAUAUACUACCAGUACCUUCACUGUUGGCAAAGGUGUGUUAAACAUACCGAAACUUUAUGAAGUUGUCUCUCUCUCUCUCUCUCUCUAUAUAGAUAUAUAGAUAUAUAAAUUUUUUGUUUUAUUCAUGCAAGGUACUCACUAAGGUAAGUACAAGGUUGUUUGCCAUUUUUAAAAAAUUUUUUUGUCAUUUUUUGUAAAACAAAAACAAAAAACAAAACCUUCUCUUUCGACAAAUACUUGGACAGAUUGUUACCCAUUUUACCCCAGUUUACUCAUGAACUUUUUAUCUGUGAAUUAGGUGGUUCCCUUACUGUAGUUUUGGAGCACUGGCAUUUCCCCCAGAUAAGCAAGCUGCACACGACUAGGAGUUCCAGUAGAGUUCGAUAUCUGCACGCCUCUGGGUGUGUUCAGCACGAGGCAAAGCCAAGCGUUCGGCUGGAGUGAGUGAUUGCACUUAAAGAAUGGCACCACCCAACCCAACCCAAGUGAACUGGUCCUCAGGCAGAGUGAUUCUGAAAGUUCCCAGCUGUGUUGGCAUGGUGACAGAUCUCCACAGUUUGGAACACUGGUUAGCCAAUGAGAUUUCUCCCUCUAUUCUUGCCAUUGUAAAAUGGUGCACAUUGCAUUUGAUUGUGAAGACUCAAUUGGGGUACAAUGGGUAACAACCCCCCAGUCACUGUAUUUACUCAGCUGUCCUGGUAGGAAGGAAGUGUAUUAUGUAUGAUAUACAGAAUGGACUUUCUUUUGCAUAAUUCAGAAAUGUAAAAAAAAAAACUUCCUUGUAAAUACAGCUUCCAAUUUAUGGUGUGAAUUCAUUUUUUUUUUAUAUUUUAGGGUGAUCAGUUUACAAAACAGCAUAUUUUGUGUACGGCUACAGAGAUGUUUCUAUAUACAUACACUGUCUGGCCACUUUAUUAGGACCAGUCUAUUGAAUUUGGCAUCACCCUGAAUUGGAGAUUAGGCUGGUCAUGUGAUGUGACUUCCCUGCUGUGAAGCUGUGGGAGCAGCACGCUCGCAAACAGUCUACCAGGACUGGGGAAAGAUCAAACAGCAUUGGAGAGAGAGUGGGGGCACGUGGAGCAGGAGCCACAGUAGCAAGGACAGUCCUGCUGGUCAGGCUGCUCCAAGAGUCAUCAGAGUGGAUCAGCAACGGCAAAGGGAAACCUAGAGAGACAGCUGUGGCUGCAAACAAUGACGGACAGAGAGGAAACUAGAGAGGAUCAUCAAGAGUGAGAUAUGAAGGACUGGAUGGAUCCCUCGAGGCACCUUCCAACACCUUGUGCAGUCUACGCCAUGUCAAGGCUGUGAUCAGAGUAAAACAGAGGCUCAACCUGAUAUUAGGGACAGGUCCUAAUAAAGUGACCAGGCAGUGGUGUGUGUGUGUAUAAUAUAUAUCUCCAAAAAGAUCUGUUUUGUAGUUUGAUGUUUCUGUGCUUUUAAUGGGAGUUUAGAGAGAUGUGCUUCAAUACCUUGACAAAGACAUUAUUUGCUCUGCACAGAAAAGACAAUUGAUUCAGAGCAUGAAACAUCUUAUUAUAUGCAUGCAUGACAAAAUAACACCCACACAACUCAAACCGAAUACUCGUUUGUCGUCAUUUUUUUUUAUUAAUAUCACAUUGACGUCAGCAUAGGAACCAAGUAUUUUCGCUUCUUUAAAAGCUCUUAAAUUACUAAAUGUACGCCUAACACAAACAGAGCUUUAUUUAGUAUACAGAUCUCUACCAAAAAAACAAAGCAAAACAAAAAGGAUAAACUAAAAAUAAUUCUGCACACUGUCACUGAAGAAAGCAGCAACUAAAUAAUGUUAUUCUUGAGUCCUGGGGCCUGUAUGCGUGACUCUGGUCAGUACUUGGGAGAAUUAAUCAUAAAAAGAAAGAACGAACGAGACAGACAACCUUGUACCGUUUUGUUCAGCAUCGUGACACCCCACGUUAUUAUACAAGGCGAUUAUAUAAAGUAUGUUUUUGAAAAAUUGGCUAUUGUGGGAGAUCAAUAUAUUUAGUAAUCAAGUCUGGUUCAAAUAGUUUCUCAUCUUUCAACGUGUGAAAAUUAAACACAGGGCUGUUCCAACACAAUGAAAGCUGUGCGAAUUUAAAAAAGGACAAAGAAAAAUAUAUAAAACCUUCUAUAAAGCACACUCUGAAAUAAGUGUUUCUACCUCUUCAUUGAAACCAAGACACAAUGUUUAUUUAUCCCCCCCCCC